ACCCCCGCUCAGACCCUGGCCACCCCCCUGCUCCAAUUCACCCCCUUUGCCACUUUUUAACCCCUAUCCAAAGCAGUCAGCAGAAUCCUAAGGGUAUAAGGGCAGAGGGAAGGGCAGUGGCUUCAGCAGAUGUACCGAGCAUGCUCAUCACGUCAUAACUAGCACAUUUCUACGGGAGCGGUGUCAUUCCUUACACCUGCCUGGGCAUGAUCAAGUUACAGUGAAGAUGAAGGUUCUUUCAUUCUGUCCUAGCUCUGCAGUGAGCACCUCUCUGCCUGAUUUCAUCAUUUUCUUCAUUAUUUAUCACAUUCACAAGCUGGAAUCAGCCCAAUUCAGAGUGAUGGGUCCUGAUCACCCUGUCACUGCCAUGGUGGGUGAGAAUAUUGUGUUACCCUGUCACCUGUCCCCCAGGAUGAGCGCUGAGAACAUGGAGGUGAGAUGGUUCCGAUCUGAGUUCACUUCAGUUGUUCACCAGUAUCAGGAAGGAAAGGAUCAGUAUGGAGAGCAGAUGCGAGACUAUCAUGGAAGGACCGAGCUUUUGAAAGCUGGCAUCACGGAUGGGAAUGUUUCCUUGCAGAUUCUUAAUAUCAGCCGCUCAGAUGAAGGACAAUACAGCUGCUUUGUUCAAGAUGGUCCUUUUUAUGAAGAAGCCCUAUUGGAACUAAAGGUAGCAGUUUUGGGCUCCAAUCCUCUCAUCUCUGUGGAGAGCCACCAGGAUGGAGGGAUCCGGGUGGUUUGUCAAUCGGCUGGGUGGUACCCAGAGCCCAAGGUGCUAUGGAGAGAUCUCCGUGGGCAAGAAUUACCAUCACUCUCUGAAGCAAAAUCGCUAGGGGAUAGUGGCCUGUUUGAAACAGAAAAUUCUAUUAUUAUAAAAGAACAUUCAAACCAGAACCUGUCCUGUUGGAUCAGGAACACCGUUCUCAAUCAAGAAAAGGAAUCCACAGUUUAUAUAGCAGAUUCCUUUUUCCCGAGGGUGAAUCCAUGGAUGGUGGCUCUGAGUGCGAUCCUGGUGGUUUUGUUUGUUUCCAUUGGCCUCACUGUUUAUCUAUUUAAAAUAAAAGAUGCUCUUCAAAGAGAACUCGACUGGAGAAGAAACAUCAUCUGCCCAGUGAAUGUGACUCUGGAUCCAGACACGGCUAAUCCCAUCCUCGUCCUGUCUGAGGAUGGGAAAAGUGUGAGACGGGGAGACACGCGGCAGCGACUGCCCGACAACCCUGAGAGAUUUGACUAUUGGGCCUGUGUGCUGGGCUGUGAGGGAUUCACCUCGGGGAGACAUUGCUGGGAGGUGGAGGUGGGGGAUGGGCCAUUCUGGGCUGUGGGGGUGGCCAGAGAGUCUGUGAGGAGGAAGGGAUGGAUCAGCCAUAGCCCUAAGGAGGGGAUCUGGGCUGUGGAGCGGUUGUGGGGUGAGUUCCAGGCUCUCACCUCCCCUCGCACCCGCCUGCCCCUGAGCCGUUUCCCCAGCAGGAUCCGGGUUUGUCUGGACUGUGACCGGGGGCAGGUGACAUUUAUCGAUGCUGGUGACGAGGCCCUGAUCUUCACUUUCCCGCCGGGCUCCGGCCCUGGGGGGAGAAUCCGACCCUGGUUCCGGGUGGGGCGGAGAAUCCGACCCUGGCUCUGGGUGGGGCCGGGAUCCCAGCUCAGCCUGUGUCCCUGAGACACGGAGCAGAGGCAGGAACCGGAAAUCAGCCUCUCUAGCCUGAUGGACCCCAGUCUCUAUGACCUUGGCGGACUCCCAUCUACCCAGCCCUUUUCCUCUUCAUCUCUAUGGCUCUUAGAAGCACCUCCCCCUCCCUCUCUGCAGCGCCAGGGAUGGGAGGGGGAAGAACCCCUGUGGCUGCAGGAGGGGCCCUGAGGGGCUCUGAGGAGCAGAGGUGGGGGCUGG
This is a messenger RNA of Mauremys mutica (yellowpond turtle), 1882 nucleotides long. Its product is annotated as butyrophilin subfamily 1 member A1-like. Lineage: Eukaryota; Metazoa; Chordata; Testudines; Geoemydidae. The record is from RefSeq and is a predicted model, not a curated record. The coding region runs from base 227 to 1654 and encodes 475 amino acids. Gene Ontology annotation, molecular function: protein binding. The transcript has 8 exons.